This is a messenger RNA of Paramormyrops kingsleyae, 504 nucleotides long. RefSeq names its product heat shock protein 30-like. Gene Ontology annotation, biological process: protein refolding; response to heat. The record is from RefSeq and is a predicted model, not a curated record. Gene Ontology annotation, cellular component: cytoplasm; nucleus. Lineage: Eukaryota; Metazoa; Chordata; Actinopteri; Osteoglossiformes; Mormyridae.
CACAUAGUGGAGAAACCAGGCAAUUACAAGAAAGUUCAGGAACGUGCUGGAGUUCGCGGAGUCACAAUAUAAAGCGUGAGCCCUGAGAGCCGAGGCAGAAGCAACGCAGAGCUGACGCUGAGCGAACUCCCAGAGCUAAGUAGAGACGACACUGAAGGACCACUGACCAUGCUGUGCUCCCACGUGUUCCAGCCUUCCUUCGGACCACUGAUGGAGUUCCACUGGCCGGUACGCAGCAUCUGGCCACACAUGCGACCUCUGGCACUUCAGCAUGAGAUGCUGCUGAGGAGCAUGCAGGAUAUGAGCACCAGCAUGGGUCUCCUAGAGAAGGUUCAUGAGCAGAUCCUGCAGGAGAUGGAUAAAGUGCCGUGUUCUUUGUCCACCAAACCGCUCUCCUGCCAGAUGGAGAAAGAUGGAGACGACUUUGCCCUAACCCUGGACACUAAGGACUUCUCCCCAGAGGAGCUGUCCAUCAAGCAGAGUUCUGAAGCGCCUAUUGGCUAA